Messenger RNA from Cercospora beticola, 1710 nucleotides. RefSeq lists its product as uncharacterized. The record is from RefSeq and is a predicted model, not a curated record. Gene Ontology annotation, biological process: transmembrane transport. Lineage: Eukaryota; Fungi; Ascomycota; Dothideomycetes; Mycosphaerellales; Mycosphaerellaceae. Gene Ontology annotation, cellular component: plasma membrane. Gene Ontology annotation, molecular function: transmembrane transporter activity.
AUGGGUUUGGGAGUACUGCAAGACUACAAGCUCUCACACGUGCCUGGCACUGCGACGCUCGAAGACCUCAACCCGGCCGCCUCCCUCGCACGCGGCAACGAUACAUCGAAGUUGAAGAGGAGCAAGAAUGGGGUCAUUUUGGUACCACAGCCCAGUGAUGAUCCGAAAGAUCCGUUGAAUUGGCCGCUAUGGAAGCGCGAUGUCAUCUGCGGAGUGCUGUGUCUGCUCUCCGUGAUCGCAUCAACGCUGUCGCCACUGCUGGCCGCGAACACGCUCACACUGACACUACACUUCAAGAAGAGCUUCACCAAGAUCGCGCUGCUGACAGGAUGGCACCUUCUCGGAGUCGGUAUUGCAGGCUUCGCCUCAGUUCCGAGCGCGCGUAUUUGGGGCAAGCGACAUCUCUAUAUUAUAGCGACCGUCUUGAUCAUCAUCUCCUCCGUAUGGGGCGGGGCCAGCGGCAAGAACUACGACUCUCUGGCUGCAGCGCGUUUCUUCCAAGGUGUGGCACUGGCACCCUUCGAAGCCUUGGUCAACGUGAGCGUCGGCGAGCUGUACUUCGUUCACGAAGUCGGCAUUCGCAUGGCACUUAGCAACUUGUGCCUCUUCGGUGGAGCCUUCUUCACACCUGUGAUCGUGGGGAUCAUGACCCACAAGCUCGGCUGGGAGUGGACCUUCUACUUCAUCGCCAUCUUCACCGCAGGCCUACUCCCUGCAGUCAUCCUAUACUGCCCAGAAACAGCCUACAACCGCGACCCACGCUUCAAUGCUCAUCUCGAGCAACACCGUCGAGGCGACUCCGAUGGAUCCUCAAGCUCCAGCCACGAACUUCGCGACAAUCCGACCACAUACAGCGAAACAUACGAAGCCGAAAAAGCCACAGCCGAAUCCACCACCGAACGACAAGCCAGCACCGCAGAAGGCAACAUCCACCAAUAUGCCAACUUCUCCUUCCUCACGCGCGAGAACCUCGCCAUGUUCAACGGCCGACACUCUCCCGAGAACUUUUUCAAACUCCUAAUCCGGCCCCUUCCUCUCUUCCUCCACCCCUCCUUCCUCUGGGCAUGUCUCAUCCAAGGCUUGAUCAUCGGCUGGACCGUCCUCAUCGGUAUCGUACUCGCGGCAAUCAUGUUAGGCGCUCCACUCUGGUUCAACGAAGUCGAAACAGGCUACAUGUACGCCGGAGCUUUUAUCGGCGCUCUCAUAGGUUUCGGCAUUUCAGGCCUUUUCGGCGACGGCUUCAUGAUCUGGCUGACGAAGAAGAACAACGGAAUUUACGAACCUGAAUUCCGUAUGUUACUCGUCAUUCCCCAGCUCGUUAUCGGUUGCGCAGGAUUAUACGGGUUCGGUAUUACGGGCAACAAUACUUGGAAAUAUGGCUGGUUCUGGCCCGAUUUCUUCUUCGGCAUGGAAGUUGCGGGUAUGGUAAUUGGUGCUACGGCUAGUGCGCUCUACAUCGUCGAUGCGCAUCGCGAUCUUGCCAUUGAGGGUUUCACUUGCUUGCUCGUGUUCAAGAAUAUUUUCUCCUUUGGGCUCACAUUUUCUGGUUACGACUGGCUCGUGGAAGCAGGCAUCAAACCUACGUUCAUGUGGGUCAGCAGCGUUGAGGUGGUAGUUUGUCUAUUGACUGUGCCAAUGUACAUUUUUGGCAAGCGAUGGAGAAGCUUUGCUGCAAGGAAAGAUCUCCUGGGCAAGCUCAAACUGAAAUAA